Molecule: messenger RNA, 886 nt
Organism: Archocentrus centrarchus (flier cichlid)
Lineage: Eukaryota; Metazoa; Chordata; Actinopteri; Cichliformes; Cichlidae
Gene: mlana
Product: melan-A
Exons: 5
Coding region: 152-514 (120 amino acids)
Cellular component (GO): melanosome
Source: RefSeq, a predicted model, not a curated record
UGAGGGGUUUCUGCCCCUCUUUGCUCUCCCGCACACUGAGGUAAGAUAUUUGGGGAGCUGAAGUAACACAGAGCUCCGUGGACCAGUCUUUCUGAGAAGGCAACCCGACCAGAAGAACUACUUUCUGAAACCUUUCUUUCAAAGCUGCUUAAUGUUGUGUAAUCGUACACACGGGAUGCCUCGUGGGGACUUCAACGUUUAUUUUGCCAGCAGCAGACGGGGAAAUGUCAGAGCUGAGGAGGCAGUGGGCAUAGCUCUGCUGGUUGUCAUUCUUGCAGCACUCCUUAUCCUGGGCUGUUGGUACUUCAAGAAGAGGAGUGGCUACAAAAUAAUCAGAAGCCCCAGAUCAGGUUCACCAGGUUACACAGGAAGCCAGUACUCGGAAGCAGGUGCUCCAGCAGAAAACAAGAUGGCUCUUACUGAUUUUGGAAGCUUCCGAUCUGUGGUUCCUAAUGCACCUCCGGCCUACGAGAAGAUUUCCUCAGGGCCACUGCCUCCUCCCUAUUCCCCCUGAAAAACUGUGGCUGAAGAUGGAAGAGCAAAGGAAAACACUGGAGAACAACUCCAAACUCGCCUUGCUGUCUGAAAAUAUAUAAUCUGAUGUCCCUAGCAAUAUGCUUUGUAGCGAAAUAUAGGUGAAACUACUGUAUCUACCACUUUGUAGAAUUAUUCACACGGAUUAACACAAUUGAUAUAAUGUAGCUUGUUUCAAUAAACAAUAACACAUUAUUGCACAAUUCUGAGGAUAAUGAAGCAGACACUUGUUUGGGACAGUUGCAUUGUUUAUUUCCAUGCAGUAUCGUCCACAAUUGUUCAAUGAAAAUGUACCUAGUAAAUAUUUUUUGAAAAAUCUAUAUGGUAAAAAUAAAUAAAUGCAAAUUCAAAA